AUGAUGAUGCACCGACUGCAGCGCAGCGUGGCCGCGCUGUCCUUGUCGGCUCCACGCGCCGUCUGUCGACCACGUGCUGUCAGUACACACAUCGAGCCACAUCCAUGUGCCGUGUCCACGCCGCCCAAUCUGGCGCUGGCCCCCGAGAAGCCCCUGCCGCCACCGCGUGUGAUUCCUGCAGCGCAAGCGGUUCACGUGACGCCAGUGGGUGAUUUGGAGCUGAAGCUGCUGUCCCUGAGUGAGGGAGACGAGGCACAAGAGGAUCUCGGGACGAUCACGAUGGACGGGGACGUGUUUGGCGCGCCGGAUCGCGUUGAUAUUCUGCACCGCGUCGUGCGCUGGCAGUUGGCGUGUCGUCGCGCCGGGACGAACAAGACCAAGACGCGGUCGGAAGUGAGCGGGUCCACGCGCAAACCGUGGAAGCAGAAAGGAUCCGGACGCGCGCGUGUGGGGGACAUCCGCGCACCGCAAUGGCGUGGCGGGUACCGUGUCCACGGCCCCGUGCUGCGCGAUUUCUCGUACAGUUUGCCGAAAAAAGUGCGUGCGAUGGGCCUCCGCGUGGCCUUGUCUACGAAACUCCGUGAAGGGAAGCUCGCGGUGGUGGACUCUUUGGAGGCAAACGUGACCAAGACAAAGGACAUGAAGCAGUUGCUGGGUCGUCGUGGAUGGGACCACGCGCUGUUUGUAGGUGGGGAGCAGGUCGACUUGGACUUCCUGUUGGCGACGCGCAACAUCCCGCACGUCGACACGCUUCCACAGCACAAGAUUAACGUGUACUCGAUCUUGCAGAAAGACUUGCUGAUCAUCACGAAGGACGCUGUCAAGUACCUUGAGGAACGUCUUCACGUCGACUAG
Molecule: messenger RNA, 855 nt
Organism: Peronospora matthiolae
Lineage: Eukaryota; Oomycota; Peronosporomycetes; Peronosporales; Peronosporaceae
Source: the annotation of a GenBank genome assembly